AUGGUCGCGGCGGCCGCCAUGGCCGCUGCGCCUGCAAAGGCCACGGCCAUUGGAAUCAAGCUCACCGCGGUGGAGGCUGUGGCGCAGGAGAACAUCCGAGGGGUGAAGUUUCAUUGGGCCGCGCGGUCCAACACUUCCUGCAGUGCGUCCAUGGGGAGCGUGCGCCCGGAGGACCUCUCGGGCGUGUCGCUCAUGUUGCGCUGCGACACCAUGGCGCAGCUCCCGGCGCCCGCGGCGCGGCAGGACCCCAGCGGUAAUGUGCACCUGGACAAUUUGCGCCUGGCAGGUGCCAGAUAUGGGGUCUUCAGCACCUUCGCCUGCAACAAGCUCGAGCUGGAGUGGCCUACGCUGAUGGCAUGCCCUCCUUGCCAUCCGCAAGACUUCGCCAUCCAGCGGACGCCUUGCCAAGAGGGCCAGUGGCGGACGGUGACCUUCAAGCUCAUGAGGCCCUGCCUCGGCGGCAUGCAGGCCCCCCCCGGGUACCAGGAGACCUGCGACGGAAAAGACGUGAAGAGCAUUGUCACGCACGCCGGCGAGACCGUCCGGCAAAAGUAUCCACUACGUGCGCUGACUUUUGCCUCAGUCACGGUCCUCCUGGGCUGCGUUUUGCUGUGCUACGCCACGUUCCUUCACAGGACGAAGUAUCGGCAUCUCUACAUGCAAGAUGGAGGCCUUUGA
Effrenium voratum is the source of this 678-nucleotide messenger RNA. The record is from the annotation of a GenBank genome assembly. NCBI's taxonomy places the organism in Eukaryota, Dinophyceae, Suessiales, Symbiodiniaceae.